AUGGCGAUUAAGUUGGUCGUUGGAGGGUUCUCUUUGAACAUUAUUAGUGCUUACAUGCCGCAAGAGGGCUUGGACGAGGAGGAAAAGAGGCGUUUUUGGGAGGAUUUGGAUGAAGUGGUGGGAGGUGUACCGCCUACUGAGAAUUUAUUCGUAGGGGGAUAUUUUAAUGGACACAUUGGGUCUGUUUCGAGGGGUUAUGAUGAUGUGCAUGGGGGUUUUGGCUACGGAGACAGGAACGGAGUAGGUGUCUCACUUCUGGAUUUCGCUAAGGCUUUUGGUUUGGUGGUAGCCAACUUGAGUUUCCCUAAGAAGGAGGAGCACUUGUGGAGUGGGGAAGUCCAAGGUAAAGUGGAAGCAAAGAAGAUGGCGUAUGCAAAGCUGGUAGACAGCAAUGAUGACGAAGAAAAGUGGACGAAUAGGAAAAAGUAUAAGAUGGCGAGAAAGGAGGCGAAGUUGGCAGUGCCGGCAGUAAAAACGGCAGCUUUGGAACGCCUUUAUACAGAACUAGAGGACAGAGGCGGGGAUAAGAAGUUGUUCAGGCUUGCCAAUGCAAGAGAGAGGAAGGCACGCGACCUGGAUCCAGGACGAGGAUGGCAAAAUGUUGGUGGAGGAAGCUCUCAUUAG
Lycium barbarum (goji berry) is the source of this 624-nucleotide messenger RNA. RefSeq lists its product as uncharacterized. The transcript is spliced from 2 exons. The record is from RefSeq and is a predicted model, not a curated record. Lineage: Eukaryota; Viridiplantae; Streptophyta; Magnoliopsida; Solanales; Solanaceae. Bases 1 to 624 code for a protein of 207 amino acids. Gene Ontology annotation, cellular component: nucleus. Gene Ontology annotation, biological process: chromatin remodeling.